UCUGCUAUUGACCAUGGGCUGGGCAGUAAGCGCCUGUGCUGUCGAUAUGAUGUGUGUCUCCUUUUUGCUUCCAUCUGCAGAGUGUGAACUACGUCUCUCCUCCCAAAACAAGGGAUGGCUGAAUGCGUCUAUUUUUAUAGGCAUGAUGAUAGGAAGCUACACAUUAGCCGCACUUGCAGACAUCAAAGGUCGUCGUAAGAUGCUGAUUUGCUGUCUGAUUUUCAACGCGGUGUGCGCUGCGCUCUCCAGCUUUGCUCACUCCUACUGGAUGCUACUGGUUAUGCGAUUCCUAUGUGGCGCUGCGGUAGGAGGAUCUCAGCCGAUAGUUUGGUCGUACUUCGUCGAGUUUCAGCCUCGUCAGAAGCGCGGCCGCAUGCUCAGUCUGAUGGCAGCCUUUUGGACGAUUGGCAACAUACUUGUAGCUCUGCUAGCCUGGGCCAUCAUCCCACACACGGACAUGGGCCACUUCAGCGCGUACACGUAUUCCAGCUGGCGCGUCUUUAUUCUCGUCUGCACGGUGCCGCUCCUUACGUCGGCCGUCAUGCUGAUAUUUCUGCCGGAGAGCCCAAAGUGGCUGCUGGAGAACGGCAAGGAGGAGCAGUGCCUAGCCAUCCUCGCGAAGAUGUACGCAGUCAACCACGGUACGGAGCAAGGUUUCGACGUGGCGCACGUCCAGCCCUCGCACGUCAUCAGCGACGUCAGCCACGACACGUCGACGAUGCCCCACCUCGGCUCGAUCGGUCGCUUGGUGUUGAAGUGCAGAGAGCUGCUCUCUGCCCCCCUGCUGCGACGUACAAUCGUAUUCACGUGGGUGAACUUUGCGCUCGCUUUUGGUUACUACGGUCUCUGGAUGUGGUUCCCGGAGCUGUUCAAGAGGCUAGAAGAGUCGGGGAGAGACGAUGUAUCUGUGUGCACGAGUACGCUGGCGGGACUGAACUCCAGCGGUGUGCCGGAUUUCGGAGACUGCUCGGAGGUGGGUGGCAGUGACGAGUUGUACAUCAACAGUCUGCUCGUGGCCGCCUCGAACUUCCCGGGAAGCGUGAUCUCUGUCCUGUUCAUAGACACGCUGGGCAGGCGGUGGAUGCUCGCUGGAAGCAUGGUCACCAGCAGCGUCCUAGUGUUUUUCAUAUGGUUCAUCAAGAACAAGCUGGAAAAUUUAAUCUUAUCCUGUCUGUUUGCCUGCGUUUCCGUCUUGGCGUGGAAUGCAAUUGCUGUGUUGGGUCCAGAGAUGUUCCCAACUCGUGUGCGCGCCACUGCCUACGGAUUUUGCUUGGUAUUUGCGCGAGUAGGUGCAGUGUUGGGUAAUUACGUGUUUGGGCAACUAAUAGAUGUAAAUUGCACUGUGCCAGUAUUACUAGUCGUUGGCUUGCUUUGUGCUGGUGGGUUUUCUGGUCUGCUUUUACCCGAUACCAUAGGGGCAGCCUUACACUAGGAUUCAGUUAAUAUCACACGAUCUACAUCGCAACAAUCAUGACCAAUCCGUAUUGUUGGAACGUUUCCGUUUAUAUGACGGAAACUUCAAUGCGCAAUACCGAUGAAACGGCAGUAGACAGUAUCGUGGCUUCAUCUUCAUGGCUUAGUUGCACAGUCUAUAGAAUGCGUAGAACCAUAUCCGUGUGGUCUAGAGAGGUAUGUAACUAUAUGCCCAUGCAUGACCAGAUAUGAGUGAGGAGGCUGCAUUGACUUAUAAUAGUCAACCUGCGUAUAGUCACAGUAGAGAAA
Molecule: messenger RNA, 1722 nt
Organism: Priapulus caudatus
Lineage: Eukaryota; Metazoa; Priapulida; Priapulimorpha; Priapulimorphida; Priapulidae
Product: synaptic vesicle glycoprotein 2C-like
Exons: 3
Coding region: 14-1432 (472 amino acids)
Biological process (GO): transmembrane transport
Cellular component (GO): membrane
Molecular function (GO): transmembrane transporter activity
Source: RefSeq, a predicted model, not a curated record